UAAAAAGCUUCACUCUUUUUUCCUUUAAUAAAUUAACACAAAUAAUCCUAGUAUCCAACCAAUAACACAAUUAAUCCUAGUAUCCUACUUUAGCACACAUCAAAUCUUGUUUUCUUUGUUUCGGUACUGUGUUGUUGUGUCUGAAAGGCAAAUAUAUGGUAUACGAUGUCAGGUUCGAAAUUGGUGAAUUAUAUUAUCUUGUGUUCAUUUCUGGCUUUGAAUUUCUUUCUUCAAGAGUUUGGAUCCAAAGCUCAACUCAUACCACAAGAUGAAGUGAAAUCUCUACAAGCAAUAUCGGAUAAACUAAAGAACGUGAAUUGGAAAGUCACAGAACGUUCCUGCAUUGAUGAUGGAGGUUUUAAUAAUGAUUAUAUUGCAGAUGAUGACAUUGUGAGGAAAGUCACAUGCGAUUGCACUUUCCAAAAUAACACCAUUUGCCAUAUUACUAGCAUCAUGCUAAAAGGUCAAAAUAUAGCUGGAGUUAUGCCUAGUGAAUUUGGAAAUCUUACUCAGUUGAAAGUACUUGAUCUCACUCGCAACUAUCUCAAUGGCACAAUUCCAACGAGUUUUCCUAGCAAUUCGCUAGUUGUUUUGUCGCUUUUGGGAAACCGAUUAAGUGGUCCAAUUCCCACAGAAAUUGGUGAUAUUUCUAGCUUGGAGGAACUGGUCUUAGAAAGUAAUCAACUAGGCGGACCGCUUCCUCGUAGUCUCGGAAAUUUGAUCAAGUUGAAGAGACUGCUCCUUUCUUCGAAUAACUUUACUGGGAUAAUACCAGAUUCAUUUAGCAAACUAAACAAUCUCACUGAUUUUAGGAUAGAUGGAAGCAAUUUAUCUGGACAGAUACCUAGUUUUAUCGGGAACUGGACCAAACUUGAGAGAUUGAAUAUGCAGGGUACAUCUAUGGAUGGUCCAAUUCCUCCCACCAUAUCGGAGUUGGAACUUUUGACUGAGUUGAGAAUAAGUGAUUUGAAUGGACCAACCAUGACAUUUCCUAAUCUGAAGGGUUUGAAAAACUUGCAACUACUGGAGUUGAGAAAUUGCUUAAUCACAGGUCCUAUUCCUGAUUACAUUGGUGAAAUGACAGACUUAAUUACUUUAGAUCUAAGCUUCAAUAUGUUGAAUGGUUCAAUCCCAAAUUCAAUUCAAGGAUUGAAAAGGCUAGAUUACAUGUUUCUGACUAAUAAUUCUUUGAAUGGACCGAUUCAAGACUGGAUACUGAACUUCAAAAUUAACAUAGAUUUAUCUGACAACAAUUUUACAAAGUCUUCUGCAACUAGCUGCCAGCAGUUGAAUCUGAACAUGGCUUCGAGCCAUUCGUCUUCAGCGGUCACUUCACCUUCAACGUUUUGUUUGAAGAGGAACCUUCCUUGUACAAGAAAACCCCAGUAUAAUUCAUUGUUCAUAAAUUGUGGAGGACCUCAAGGGGAUUACGAUGGAAAUAACUAUUUCGGCGAUCUGCAGAGAGAUGGAAUUUCAAAUUUUGUUCUUAGAAAUGAAGGACAUUGGGCUUAUAGCAGUACAGGAGUGUAUAUGGGAAAUGUCCAUGCAGAUUAUACUGCAUUAAAUACAUUACCUUUGAAUAUUACUGGCCCAGAAUACUAUGAAACCGCGCGGCUUGCUCCUCUGUCACUUAAAUACUAUGGCCUAUGUAUGCAGAAGGGAAAUUAUAAAGUGAAACUCCAUUUUGCUGAGAUAAUGUUUUCUGCUGACCAGACUUUUCAAAGUCUUGGAAAGCGCAUAUUUGAUGUUUCAAUUCAAGGUUUUAAAUAUUUGAAAGAUUUUAACAUCAUGGAAGAAGCCGGUGGAGUUGGAAAGGGCAUUACUAAGGAAUUUGAUGUCGAAGUGAAUGACACGACCUUGGAAAUUCACUUAUACUGGGCAGGGAAAGGAACCACUGCCAUUCCUGACAGAGGUGUUUAUGGACCUCUUAUAUCUGCUAUCACAAUAACACCUAACUUUAAAAAUCACUCAGAAGGGCUGUCUGCUGGAGUUAUCGUUGGAAUUGUGGCUGCAGCAUGUGUGCUUCUCAUGCUUAUAUUGGUUACCCUUUGGAAGAUGGGUAUCCUUGGUGAAAAAGAUACAAGAGACCAAGAGCUUCUUGAUCUGAAAACAGGUUAUUUCAGCUUAAGACAAAUUAAAGCAGCCACUAAUGACUUUGAUCCUGCAAAUAAGAUUGGUGAAGGGGGAUUUGGGCCAGUAUACAAGGGUGUGUUAUCAAAUGGCGAUGUCAUUGCUAUUAAGCAGCUCUCCUCAAAAUCAAACCAAGGGAAUCGCGAAUUUGUUAACGAAAUCGGAAUGAUAUCUGCUUUGCAGCAUCCAAAUCUUGUUAAGCUCUAUGGCUGUUGCAUUGAAGGAAAGCAGUUGCUGCUGAUAUAUGAAUACAUGGAGAACAAUUGUCUUGGCCGUGCACUUUUUGGUCAUCGACAACAGAAGCUGCACUUGGACUGGCCUACAAGAAUGAAGAUCUGUCUUGGUAUAGCAAAGGGGUUAGCUUAUCUUCAUGAGGAAUCAACAUUGAAAAUAGUACACAGGGAUAUUAAGCCAACUAACGUAUUACUUGACAAGGAUCUUAAUGCCAAGAUCUCUGACUUUGGUUUAGCUAAGCUUAAUGAAGACGGGAAUACCCAUAUCAGUACACGAAUAGCUGGAACAAUUGGCUACAUGGCUCCAGAAUAUGCCAUGCGGGGGUACUUGACUGAUAAAGCAGAUGUAUAUAGCUUUGGAGUUGUAGCUUUAGAGAUUGUUGCCGGAAAAAGCAACACAAAUUUCCAACCAAUGGAGGAGUUUGUAUAUCUUCUUGAUUGGGCCUAUGAUCUCAAAGAUCAAGGAAACCUCCUGGAGUUGGUGGAUCCAAGUCUUGGUUCAAGGUACUCGAAAAAGGAAGCCAUGAGAAUGCUGAACUUAGCAUUGUUAUGCACCAACACAUCUCCCGGUCCUAGACCAUCCAUGUCAUUGGUAGUAAGCAUGCUUGAAGGAAAAACUCCAAUUCAAGCACCAGUAAUCAACCGCGGUGAGAGCGGACAACACGUAAGAUUCAAAGCCUCCGGAUUGCAGUCACAAAACAGCCAACCUCUUGAUUCUUCUACAUUCUCACAUGGAAGCAAAAGACAAGUAUCAGUUCACUCCUCCACAUCUCUUCAAUGUGAAGAUGAUUUUUCAUCAAGCAGUAAAAGUCCUUGAGUUUCACAUCGUGUUUAGAGCAUGCUAAAUUACAAGUUUUUUUAAGGUGGUAGAUAUAGUGUAUAAACUGCAGAUUGACAGCAUAUCAAGAAGAUAAGCAAGAAUAGAAGUUUGGUUCCAUCAGGCUUACAAAUGCAUAGCACAUUUACAUGUAUUUGCUGCUAAAUUGUGUGAUUAAAAGGCAUUUCUCGUGUGUUUUCUUAUCAAGAUUAUAUUGAUUUUUCAGUUUUGAAUCUCCAGCUGGCUUGCAUUUAAGUAUUGAAUAUGAUCGAAAGAUUGAUAACGAAAUACAAGUUUAGUAUGAACAGCUUUCUCAAUGAUUUA
Messenger RNA from Medicago truncatula (barrel medic), 3504 nucleotides. Its product is annotated as probable LRR receptor-like serine/threonine-protein kinase At1g53430. Gene Ontology annotation, biological process: protein phosphorylation. The transcript is spliced from 24 exons. The record is from RefSeq and is a predicted model, not a curated record. Bases 166 to 3180 code for a protein of 1004 amino acids. Gene Ontology annotation, molecular function: protein kinase activity; ATP binding; protein binding. Lineage: Eukaryota; Viridiplantae; Streptophyta; Magnoliopsida; Fabales; Fabaceae.